AUGUUAAAAAAGGAAAAUAAAUAAAUAAAUUUAUUUGCUGCAAGUGGAAAGAGAGUAAUAUAAGAAUAAUAAGAGCAAGUAAAUAAAUUUAAUUCAAGCAGAUAUUAAUUCGAGAAGAAUAAUAAUUUAAGUUUUCAGAACAAAAAAGCAACAACAAUAAGAAUCAAGAAAGAGAAGAAUCAGUUCCUGUUUAUUUAUAAAGAAAUGAUAGACAAUAAAAAAUUACAGCAGCUGAGAGGAAGGAGAUUAUACGAAAUAUAGAUAAUGAAGCUAAUAAAAAUUCUGAUGGAGGAAUAUUUGCAAAAGUGUAUAAACAAAAGGAUGCUAAGGAGCAAUAAAAAUUGACAGAAAAAUAAGCAUUUAUAAAUGAAAUAUAAAUGUAAAUAGAUGAGAAAAAAAGAAAGAAAGAAGAGGAAAAGUAAAGAUAGAUUGAAGAAGAUUAAAAAUACGAGGAGAAGUUGAAAAAAGAAAGAGAAAAGAUGAAUUAAAAUUAAAAUAAAGAAGACGAUAAAAAAAUGGUGAUCAAGACAAUUAAAAAUAAACAUCUUAGAUAACAAUAAGAAGAAUCUAAAUUUUUAUUCAAUGAAUUUGAAGAUCAUUAGAUAAAUAUGACUAACAAUAAUAUAGUUCCUAAUUAUUUAAAGGAAGUUGAUGAUAAAUAUGAUUAAGAUCUUAAAUAAAAAAUUAAUCUUCAAACUCCAUAAACAAAAUUAUAAUCUUAAAGAACUUUAUAAGACUAAAAUUUAAUAAAUAUUACUUAUAAUCCUCCAAAUACAGCAGGAUUAAAUUAGAAUAGUACUUCAUUUAGAAAUAAUUCAUAACAUCGCUCUCUUUAGCAAUAAGGUUAUAAAGAAAUGUAAUAGUAAAAUUAAUUUUAAUAAGCUUCACAAUAUGAAGUUUAAUAAUAAUUUUCUAAUUAGUAUUAACCAAUUUAAUAUCGAUCUUAUAUGCCAGAAAUACUAGGACAAAUGUAAUUGGAGAUAUAGGAAUUAAAAGAGAUUAAUAAAUUUAAAAAUAGAGAAUAAGAAUAUGGGAUUGAUAAAUUGAAAGAAGAAAUGGAAAUGUAAUCUAAUAAAUGGAAUGAAGAAUUAGUAAAGUUAAGAGGAGAGGUUUAAAUGAGUAUGGAGAAGAAGAAUAGAGCAUUUUAUGAAUUAUACAAUUUGAAUGAGGAAUUAAAGAAAUAAUAAUUAUUUGAAGAGGCAAAUUUAAAAUUAGUGAAAUAAGAGCUGCAAAACAGGAAAACUGGUAGUUUUGGAGGAACAGAAAAAAAAUUGAUGAGUGAGAGUGAUAUUAGAAGAAGCACACACUAAAGUAGAUAACAAUCAAAUAUAGAAGAAAACAUUUUACUCGAAACUUUUAUUGAUUAAAUAUGA
Molecule: messenger RNA, 1373 nt
Organism: Paramecium sonneborni
Lineage: Eukaryota; Ciliophora; Oligohymenophorea; Peniculida; Parameciidae
Source: the annotation of a GenBank genome assembly